CGUCGCAGUCUUGGCGCCUGCGCCCUGAGGAGGAAGAGAAAUCCUGAAGAUGGCUGAAGCAGACGAUCGGACGGUGGGUGAGACUGCGACCAAACCCGGGUUCCUAGGUCUUUCUGAUGUAUCCAUCUCAGAAGAUAUCCCUGUGGAGGGAGAGAUCACAGUGCCAAUGGCAUCUCACUCCCAGGAUGAAGACUAUUCUACGUUAGAUGAACCUGUGAAAGAGACCAUUAUUCGAGACCUGAAGGCUGUUGGAAAAAAAUUUGUUCAUGUCAUGUACCCCAAAAAAAGCAAUGCACUCUUGAGAGAUUGGGAUCUCUGGGGCCCUUUAGUCCUUUGUGUUUCGCUUGCACUGAUGUUGCAGGGAGGCUCUGCGGAUAGUAAAGAAGAUGGCGGACCCCAAUUUGCUGAAGUUUUUGUCAUCAUCUGGUUUGGUGCAGUUGUCAUAACACUAAAUUCGAAACUUCUUGGGGGGACUAUAUCAUUCUUUCAGAGUCUCUGUGUCUUGGGUUACUGUGUCUUGCCCUUAACGGUGGCUAUGCUGGUGUGCCGACUGGUACUUCUGGCUGGUAUGGGACCUAUCAACUUCCUUAUUCGGCUUAUCGUGGUGAUUGCGAUGUUUGCCUGGUCCACCUUAGCAUCCACAGCGUUCCUGGCUGAUAGCCAGCCUCCAAAUCGAAAAGCCCUUGCUGUCUACCCCAUCUUCCUCUUCUACUUUGUUAUUAGCUGGAUGAUUCUCACCUUUACGCCUCAUUAAACCAGGACACAAGAGAAGCCAAAGAGCCCGAGCAGAACAGAAGACUCCAGCUCCGCUUUGGGCCUUUGCCUCCUGUCUCCUUUCUUGACUGUCAGAGGGAGCCUGGACGUGGUGAAGGGGUAGAGGUGGCAGUAGGGAUUGGGGGGCAAGAGAAAGCCAAGGUCAUGCAGCAACACCAGCACUUUGGUAAAAAGCAAUUGCUUGGCAGGGUUGGUACUUUGAUUUAUCUUAAUAUGAUUGUUUCUUUAAAAUACACAUACAGCCAAAGUACUACCCUGCUCAAGGAUUAUGGUUCACUGUGUCACGUGUGUGUGUGUGUGUGUGUGUGUGUGUGUGUGUGUGUGUGUGUGUGUGUGAAGACGGCCACGGGAAUGACAUGGUGAUUGAUUACACAUCGAGUUAGAGACCGAAGUUAUGUUCAGACAACAUCAGUUCACGCACAGCUUUCUCUUUCAAACAUACUGCCUUAUCACCGUAGGGUGUAUUUCUCUCUUUUGGCAAGGGAAGGUGAUUUGUCUUUUUGUCUUCUUCCUUUCCUCUUUCUUUUUUCCCUUUUUCCUUCCCUUUUUGAAUAUGUGGAGGAGUAAGGGGAGAUUCAUAGGACAUGUGGAAAAGGAAAAUGCUUUAAUUGAAAUUCAAAUUGUACUCUAAAGAAUUUGGAUAGGCAUCAUUUUCUUUGCAAAGCACACGUGAAUGAACCCAUCUUUUUUGGACCAUGUAAACCUUGGACUGUCUCUGUGCAUAUGCAUAUUGCAGUCACGCCAUGUGUUCUAACAAAAGCAUGCCAACCUCUUGGUAGCGCUCCAGCUCCUUAUCUUACUCUUUAGCCCUGAAUGUGCAUGCUGGGCUAUUCGGAGCCAAUGUGGAAUUUUCCCUGGGCUAAAGCAAUCAGUGUUGAAACCCUUGAACUUACCCUAGUAGAAGACUUUCGAAAACUUAGGUAGGCAGGUCACUAAUGCACAUUUGUAUCACUAUAUAAUAAGCACAUUCUCUUAACUGCGAAGUGGGAUGUUUGGAAUAUAGUGUAACUGCAAGUAUUCCUCCCUCCGAAAUGAGUCUCUUCUGGUGGGAGGAAUUCUAGAAGGUGCAGAUAAGGACUAGGAUGGGGUUUUAAAACCCACGAUGGCAUUUCAUGUCUUGAUGGCUGCCUGAUAAGGGAACUCGGAGAGGGCCUUAGGAUCUCUCCGGUAGUUAGCUGUAGUCUCUUCAUAGAAGCAGGAGCACAUUUUUCACUGGACUUCUUCCUGGUGGGGAACAGCAAAUGGUUUCCUUUAGCUGUAGACUGGAUUUAUUUAUAAAGACAGCUUAACUCUUUGUUAGCUGUACACUCUUUGCUCAGCUUUACUUAUACUCUUGGAUAUUUGUCCUCCUAGGAUGGUAAGGCCUUUCAAAAGCACUUGGAGGCAAGGCUGGCCUAAGAUGGGCUCUGUACCAUUUGGGAGCUCCUUUAAAGGAGAGGUCUAGGCUCCUCUCUUUGGCGACAUUGCACACUGGAGAACGGUGGCAGGUGAACAUCCAUUUUGUUGGAGGGCAUUCAUUGCAGGUGCACAGUUAAUUCUGUAGGUGACUGUAACUUAGCCUGUACAUUUUCUAUGUCAUAGACUUUAUUUAGAAUAACUUUCUAUUUAAAGGCAAGCUGUAUAUUAAGAAUAGAAUAGCUUGAUUUCCCAUAUUAGCCUAAGAAAAAUGGUCCCUAGACUGACCGAUAGCAAUAAAGGCCUUGUUAAAUGAGCUUUUCUUCUUUCAGCCCAGGUUAGAGUUUUGCUUUCUCUAUUUUUAUUUAUUUAUUACAGUUCACCCUUAAAUGCUUAUGUAAUUUUCCACAUCAAGACAAAUUCAGCACUUAAGUCUUGACCUAGACAAUAUUUUGAACCAACUGAGUGGAUCCUAACUUGUUCACACUAAAAAUAGUUCUUCCUUUAGAGUUCCUCAUAAUCAGUGCUGACAAUUAUGUGAAUUUAUUUUGAAGGAAGGACUGUUUCCUGGGUCACUGUUUUUUCAAAGGGAAGGAAGGAAGCCUAUUCUGAUAUGCAUUUUACUCAAAGUCUGAAUAUGUGGUUGGAAGCAAGUAAAGUCAUGACUUUUUGAUUUUGCCUUUUUGUUUUUUACAACUUUUCUUGUGUUUCAACUCGUCUUAUUCUGUGUUCACUGGUUGCUCUUAGGUAAUGUGGAUGACUUCUAGAACAGGAUGGUUUUUUAUUUACUUUCUGUUUUUGUCAAUUCACUAAUAAGUUUGUUUCUUUUUUCUUUAGAUAUGAAAGUUAAAAAAAAAAAAGUAGAGGUGGGUCAGCCUGGGGUGUAAAAUCUUUCCUUAACAGAUGUGAAAUGCUGAGGCCUUCAGAGCUGGUCCAGUGUACAGGCCAGAGCCUCUUGAAGCCAGAACUCUUGUUUGUCAUUUUCCUGAUUGUGGGUCCAAAGGCAGACAAGCUUAGUCCUGUCACUGCAGAGGAUGGGGCAGCAAUGCCCACAUGCAUCAGUGGUCACAAUUAACUGCUUGUGAGGUCAAGAAUGUCUUAUCACAUCCUUUUGUGAUAAGAUCAGACUUAGGAAA
Phascolarctos cinereus (koala) is the source of this 3305-nucleotide messenger RNA. It is a transcript of the gene YIPF6, whose product is annotated as Yip1 domain family member 6. The record is from RefSeq and is a predicted model, not a curated record. Gene Ontology annotation, biological process: endoplasmic reticulum to Golgi vesicle-mediated transport. Gene Ontology annotation, cellular component: membrane; trans-Golgi network. Lineage: Eukaryota; Metazoa; Chordata; Mammalia; Diprotodontia; Phascolarctidae.